Cuscuta europaea is the source of this 1439-nucleotide messenger RNA. The record is from the annotation of a GenBank genome assembly. NCBI's taxonomy places the organism in Eukaryota, Viridiplantae, Streptophyta, Magnoliopsida, Solanales, Convolvulaceae.
AGUAAGAUAAGAUUUGAGUCAUUAACUCUUUAAUCACUCCGUAUUUUUUCUGAAAUUUUGUCCGUCAAAGCGUCAACUUCACCCCAACCUCUUCCAAUUCCAUCGCCGGCUCACCGCCCACCGCUAACUUCGUCGCCGCCAAACCACGCCGCCGCCGCCGCGGACUUCGUGCAGCUACCAAGCCACCCAGCAAUUGGGUUUAGCACUUUCAAAGCUUGCUGCUGGAAAAGGAUCAUAUUGGGCUAUUGGCAAGUGGUUUCUGUUCUUUGCUCCGGGACUUUACAUCGGCCUUCUAACUAAGUUCUCAGCCCUAAUUGGAGACCAAUUGUCUCUAAAAAAUGGAUUCUGCAGCUACAAAAGAUAGCAUUUUGGUGCUCACAGAUGAUGUUAUGGUACCACUUAGUGUUGUUCAGAGUGCAAUUGAGAUGGUGAAGAAGGGAGGGGUUGAAAAGAUGGAUCCUAUGAUCAUCACACAUGCUUCAUCUCAGAGCAUCUCUUUUGUUGGUUCUUCCACAAUGGAAAUGGUUGUAGUUAUCCCCAAGUCAUCUGAGUUUCCCAGUGGUCAGUUAUUUGUCGAUGUGAUGAAAGUGUUGAAGCUUGGUGGGACCGUUUUGCUCAAGCCAACAUCUCUUUCAGAUAGAGAGACAACGUUGAAGUCUACACUUGAGCGGAAGUUGCUUUUGGCAGGCUUCACGGAUAUACAAAUUCUUGAUUCCUUCCAAUCGUUUGGGAUAACUGGUAAGAGGCCUUCGUGGAGUACUGGUUCAUCCUUUUCCAUAAAAAAAGUUACAAAAAGUUUACCCAAAGUUCAGAUAUAUGAAGAUACGGAUCUCAUUGAUGAGGACAGCCUUCUAACAGAAGAAGAUCUGAAGAAACCUGAACUGCCCACUGUUGGUGAUUGUGAGGUAGGGGCCACCAGAAAAGCCUGCAAAAACUGCAGUUGUGGUCGAGCGGAAGCAGAGACAAAGGUGCAGCUUGGGUUAACCACGGAACAAAUUAACAAUCCUCAGUCUGCUUGCGGCAGUUGUGGUCUAGGUGAUGCUUUCCGAUGCGGUACAUGCCCUUAUAAAGGUCUACCUCCAUUCAAACUAGGCGAUAAGGUAUCACUAUCUACUAAUUUUCUGGAUGCUGACAUCUAAUAAGAGCAGAUGUUGAAUAUAUUCUCACAACAACAUUUCUUUAUGUUCCUGAACAAUGCUGAAGAGUUGUGAUAUUGUUACAUAAAUGUAUAAUUACUUCUACCAAAUAACUCAUUUUCUAGAUUUUUUUGCUCCCUUUCCCCCUUUGCUCAAAUUGAUGUUUUGCUUGGCAUGAAUGGUGUGCAACACUAAAAACAAACAAUAUGCUUCAUCUUCAAUAUGCACUAUGGUUACUAAGGUCAUUUAUUAAAAGCAUUGGUGUUGAUUUUUUUGGCUAUCCUUUCUCGCAUAUUAUAGUAU